Fopius arisanus is the source of this 3730-nucleotide messenger RNA. It is a transcript of the gene aos, whose product is annotated as protein argos. The transcript is spliced from 4 exons. Bases 489 to 1379 code for a protein of 296 amino acids. The record is from RefSeq and is a predicted model, not a curated record. NCBI's taxonomy places the organism in Eukaryota, Metazoa, Arthropoda, Insecta, Hymenoptera, Braconidae.
UCGUGUACCCCGUGGGCGCCAUUCUCUAACCGGCACUCACCUACUAUUCACCAACAACUCCUCUCAGUUCAACCCAAAAGUUACACCGAAAAUUAACCAAGUGUUUUUAUUCUCUAAACAAUCAAUUUGCUACUUCCAUCAUAUUGCUUUUGAAAUCCAUCAAAAGUCCUUAUCCAAUCAAAUUCAUUGUUUAUUCCUAACUCGAUUGAAAUCAAUACUAUAUACUAUAACUGAAUAUUCACGUGGUGUUGUGCCAAUGUUAUGACUCAAUAUGAUGCAAAAGAGAAAAUAAAAAUUCAUUAAAAAUACUGCUGGCUAUCUUCUUGAAUGCACUAAGUCAUUGGAUAUGUGUCAAGUUAUGUGAAUUAUUGAAAUCUAUCGCUUGUGAUGUGACUUGACUUACGGCAUUUAUCGAUAAUAUUUACUAUUCACUUAUCGAUAAUCAAUCGAGUUUGAUUGGAGUGGAGGAGACGAUUGGUUUUACUAAAAUGGAAUUCUCCAUGAUAAUGUAUUUAUUUGUAACACUGUGCUUUAUGCGUACCAAGUGUUUUGGCAAUUUGCUUGGUGUUGAAAUGGAUGAUGCUGGUGAAGAGUUUUUGCAUGAGUACCUGUCACUGGAUGAGAGCAGGUAUCUAGCUGAGCUGCAGGAGUUUCAGGAUGCAGCCAUUGAGAUUGACUUGAUUGAUAGUAAAAAACGUCAUAAACGACCGGAACAGGAGCCCCGAGUUGUGUAUCAAAUUGGAAAGAGUGAAGCAGAACUUCCAGAAUGCUUGGAUAAGAGUGAGGUGUGUAGCAAAGUCGAUUUAUAUGGAGAUCCGUGGGUGGAGAGGCAGUGCAGAUGUCCUGGAGGACGUACGUGUCCGAGCAGUAUACAUGCUGAUGAUGGGUACACGAUUGUUGAUAAAACCAGACAGUAUAAGCUCUGUGAGCCAGUUAAGAGACUACCAAUUUGCCGUUAUUUCAAAGAUAUCACAUGGACAUUAGCUCCAGGUGUUGGUUCAAAUAACUCAACGGUUCAGCAAGUGCACUGUAGGUGUCGUCCAGGAAGCGUUCCUUAUAUCAUAAGAAGAUCAACCCACAGGCUACCCCAAGGCAAUGCAACCUACGUGUAUGCAUUCGCAUGUUCACCACAAAGUAGGCUGAGGUGUCAACACAAAGAGCCCUGCCGUUUAUUCACAGUUCGGAAACGACGUAGUUCCCAGCUAGAGGAAGUGAAUGCAUCACCUCUCUGCCAAUGUCCAAAUGGUAACAGGUGUCCGAGGAGGCACACAGAUCCAGGCUCCCUACCAGCGAGAUCCUACAGUGGUGCCCUCGAAAUAAAAACCUACAGUGGCUACUGUGUCCCAGCUCAUCAUACCGAACCAGUCUAUACCCUCUGAUGAUCGCUGAUAUCGGACCAUUCAAAUUUUUAAUCAUUCUUACUUGUCUGAAUUUAGUUACUGGUUUUUCAUAGAUCGUUUUUUUUUAUUAUACCGACUGUGGGUAAAUCAUUGCGAAUAAAAAACCCAAAAAACACGUACACUGAUUUGGAAAGUAUUGCGUGGCGGUAUAGUACCGUCUAUCUGUGCAUUUAUCAUACCAGUAUUUUACUGGUGUGCCGUACUAACGACCGGAUUUAAUUAUGAUAUUCGUACGCGGGUCGUACAUCGUACUAAAGUUUCACCAUCGGACUUGUUUCUACGAUGUGCCAGUACACUGGACAAUCUUUCAAUGAAAAAUAUACAGUUGCCAAUAUCCUUUCAUUAAGAGCUAAUAAUCAUGAAUUAAAUUGCGGAAUGUAAGAUUUCGGCCAACUUCACACGUAAGGCCUCAUGCGUAAGUGCCAUUUUUCAUUGGCCAUUCCGAAUAAAAUUCAUUUCUCAUUGGUGAAUUGGUCUUACGUUACAUAAAAUAAUUUCAAUAAAGGGUUACACACAUAAAUCAAUUUGCCAAACACAAGAUUUCAGUUAACGUUAUGAGUAAAACUCUCAUUGGCGAUUCUAGAUAAAAGUCAUUUCUUAUUGGUCAAUUGCCAGAUCAAAUGGCGCAGAGCGCGCUUUCGCUCUCGGGAUACAUAAUAUCGAUAUCGUAACAUUACAUUCUCAUUUUAGUCGCCAGUAUGGCCUAUCGAUAUUAUACUGGUAUGAUAAUAAUAUGGUGUACAUAUUCGAAAGAGCAGUCUAGUAUAGACAAAAUAUCAGUAUUGUACUUGCAUCUCAGAGAAGCGGCGUAGCCAGAACGAUUAUUCUAAGAUAAUCCUAAUACAGUACUGGGAUGAUAGGUGCGCAGACGAUGUGAAGUACAUACAUACUGUACUGAUAUAUAGGAGAAAGAUGGGAAAUUGAUGGAAAACGAAACUGGACAGGGCAAAACACUACAGAGGUCAUUUUCUUCGGCCCAUUCUUCUUCAGCUCAUCAUUUUUCCAACGAAAUGGUAUCGUGGGCUGAAUGAAGUGAUUAAUAGUAUUGGAGUGGUGAUUUUAUUAGCAAAUUAGAAGAAUUCUCACAUUGUUCAUAGAAACACCUAUAAAAGCUUUAAGUGACCAUUGUCGUGCAUCGAGAAAAUAAUACAUGUUAUUUUAAUAUUUAUUUGUCACACGUCCAUGUUAUCAAACAUGAAUCCCACUCGUAGAUUAUACGGAUGGAUAUGUGACAAAAAAUUUUAAACGAUACUCGUAAUGAUUGGGAUAAUCCAUUGGUAAUAGACGGAUUUCACUGAGGAAAAAAAGCGUCGAUCAAGUAUUUCUUUGAUUCAAGUCCGAAAUAAUUCGAGCCAAUUGUACCAGGGUCUUGGUAAAGCAUGCACAGAAUUGAUUCAAAUGCAUAAUCGAUUGAGAAUAAAAUUUUCGAAAAACAAAUGGACGUUUAGUGCCUUUGAUUGGCAAUUUCGUGGAAUGAUUGCCUGAAAGAUUAGGUUGGUUUCGAAUUUUAAACAAAAACGUGCACAUUUAAUCGACGCUUUUUCUGUCAGGGUAUGUUAAACUUUAUUCACAAGGAUGUAAUACUAUGUAUUUUAUAAUGUACUAACGAUGUUCCUAAACUGACAAUUCUUUCCAACCGGAAUUAGAGGAUAGAAUUAGGAAAAAUUUUUACCUGGAAAUUAUGGUCACAAUUUUCCACGCAAAAGAAAAUUCAAUGUUUUUCAUGUGCAGCAAUUAAGUUCGUUUGAUUUAUAGAUAUUUAUCUUUCCUAAUUUUGAUGCAGUUGUAUAAACCAUGUAUAGAGGUAUUCCCUUCAUCUUCAAGCUAUCGAUCGCAGCAACAUUACUAUAUCUUAUCUUUUCCUCCCUAAUUAUUAUUUUUCAUGACUAGUUGUAUGUUAACGAUUAACUAUUAUGAUGGAGUGAAGUAAAAAUGUAGAUGAAGAUUAUUUUAAAAUCUUAUUUUAUGAUUAUUGUAUUGGGUAAUUUUCUCAUUUUAAUGGUACGUUUUUUUCGACGAAGUGACAUCUUAAAUGUUAAUAUUUCCGUAAGGAUACAAUGGAUAGAAAUUUAUGUGAAUAAUCAUUUGAACUGUAUAUAUGACUCGUUUUCGGAGCAGUUAUUGAGAGGUAACGGCAGAUCAUCUGGACGUUUUUCUUUUAAUAAUAAUAGAAUGUUGAUUUGAGAUUGACGUUAAUCAUGUUUGUGUAAUUUUUUACUAUUUGAAUUAAAUAUAUGGAAAUUACGUUGAAUCAGUUUCAUAUUCAUUUCAUGGGUGAUUAGAGAAGCAGCAAGGUCAAUUUUUAUCUGUGCAAUUAAUUCCUCCAUUUU